Molecule: messenger RNA, 997 nt
Organism: Thelazia callipaeda (thelaziosis nematode)
Lineage: Eukaryota; Metazoa; Nematoda; Chromadorea; Rhabditida; Thelaziidae
Source: the annotation of a GenBank genome assembly
CUUUGAUUUCCUUUGUCACUGACAUUUUGUAGCUGAUACCAAAAAGAAAAAUAUUGGAGGUGAAGAUAUACAUAUUAGAGAAACGGAAGUAAAGGAUGUGUUGUCAGACAAAAGUAUAGAAAUCGCUAAAGAAGCUGACAUUACUCGAUGUUAUUGUGGUCUUAGUCAUGAUGACGAUUUUAUGAUACAGUGCGAUGUAUGCAAUGUAUGGCAGCAUGGUAAAUGUAUGGGUAUUUGUCGGCGUCGCGUUCCUGAAGUCUAUAAAUGUGAGGAGUGUAGCCCACGAGUACUGAAACUUAGUAAAACUCAAGCACGGCAGAUUCAAUUAAAAGUGCUUGCUGAGCAGCGUAGGGAAAAGGAGAAAGAAAUUCGUCAGAAAACAAAGAGAAGUUAUACGAGAAAAAUGUUCACUAGUAUGACUGGUAUAAAUGAAUACGAAACUUCUGAUUAUAAAUUAGUUCACAUUCAGGGUGAUUUUGCUACGUUAGAAGCACUGCGCAGUGGUGCCGGUGUAAGUGUCAUGUAUGUCACAACUGUUUCAAUGGGACUAGUUUCUACUAGAUCAUACGUGAACGGCGAAGCUGUUAUAUAUGUGUGUGGACGUGUGUCGCUUCCAAGUGAAUGUGUUGGUAGGAAAAAUCCAGGGACUAUUAUUCCUUUCGUUACAUUGUAUAGUGACUUGGUACCUGAAGGUGCAAAUGAAUCUAUUCCUAUCUGUAUCGAUGCUCGUAAUUUUGGAACCAAUGCACGUUUCGCACGAAUGUCAUGUCGACCAAACAUCUCAUUACGUCACUUUUUUUUAAAUGGAAGACUUCAUAUCAUCGGUAUAGCAGCUGAAGAUAUUGAACGUGGUGAAGAGAUUACGGUUCCGUUUGAUGCCGAUUAUUUCAUGUCAAAAGAAAAGCUAAAUUGUGCAUGCGCAGGGGAGGAUGAAGAUGGUGAGAUUCGAGAUGAAGCAGAAAACGUGGUUAGUUCAGAUUUUAUGGUGUUUUGGUGA